This is a messenger RNA of Trichoderma citrinoviride, 883 nucleotides long. RefSeq lists its product as hypothetical. Gene Ontology annotation, cellular component: kinetochore; Mis6-Sim4 complex. Gene Ontology annotation, biological process: chromosome segregation. The transcript has 3 exons. Bases 4 to 561 code for a protein of 185 amino acids. Lineage: Eukaryota; Fungi; Ascomycota; Sordariomycetes; Hypocreales; Hypocreaceae. The record is from RefSeq and is a predicted model, not a curated record.
ACAAUGCCACCCACAGAAUCCGACAUCCUCACAAACUACCUCCUCCAACCAGCCCCCCUCCCCUCCAUCCUCACAUUCAACCAAUUCGUCCUCCUCUUCCCGCGCCAGCUUCACAACGCGCCGCAGCUGCGGUCCCUCUAUCGCGACCUGCAAGCGCAGCGGAACUCGGUCAUCGAUGCCGUCUCCGCCAACGUCGAGGCCGAAGUGAAGCGCGGGGCCGUCAUGAGAAAGGAGGUCUUGCGGCUAAAGAGGGAGGCGGAGACAGAGGAUGUAGAUGGAGAAGUUGAGAUGGAGCGAGCGGUAUUUGGCCAUGAAUCGGGUUUGAAGAGCACCACGCACAGCAUCCACUCCGUGAUCCCCGAGCUCGAGGGCGCGGUAGGUGCUCUCGAAGCGGAGAUCAGGAGGCUCGAGGAUGAAGAAGCAGCACUCCAGGAAUCCAUCCAGCAGACGGUUGGCGGGUUGAGCGACCUCCGCUACGGCAAAAUGGCCAACGGCAAGCUCCGAGACGAGAUUGUUGACGGCUUGAAAACACUCCAGGAAGCAUGCGAAAGCAAAUCAUGACUGCAACUCAUUCGAACUUUUGUUGGUCAUAAACAGCUACAUAACUCAUCGUGCCCAAAAGCCAAAAGCUUAUGACACCAACAGCUCUAGGUUGGUAUCACCCAAAGCGAACAAGCCGUCGGGGGUUGCUCCCCGUCUUCAAUCAUGUACAUCAUAUCAUUUAAUGCCCCGGAUUAGCACAAUAUCCCGGUCCCGCCGAUUGCCACUCAACCAGCUCCUUUUUCUUUUCAUCCCAAGCUCGAUUAUUUGGGUUGGGCAGCAGCGGGAGCGCCUCCAGGAGCACCAGGUUGUCGGUUGCGCUGUUGAGCACGGUUGCCCCUGA